AGAUGGCUGAGGAGACGCUUGAGUCGAAAAUUCAAUAUUCUGCAUCUGCUGAAUCUCAAAAACCCAGGCAGAAAAAAGUCAUAAUAUGCUCUCUAGUCCCAGACUUUCCUAUUUUGGAGAAGCAGAACUGGUUGAUACAUCUCCACUAUAUCCGGAAGGAUUAUGAAGCAUGCAAGGCCAUUAUCAAAGAACAGCUUCAGGAGACUCAGGGGUUGUGUGAGUAUGCUAUCUAUGUCCAAGCAUUGAUAUUUCGCCUGGAAGGAAACAUUCAGGAAUCCCUAGAACUCUUUCAGACAUGUGCGAUUCUUAACCCUCAGUGUGCUGAUAACCUCAAGCAGGUGGCCAGAUCUUUAUUUCUUUUGGGAAAACAUAAAGCUGCCACUGAAGUGUAUAAUGAAGCAGCUAAACUGAACCAGAAAGAUUGGGAAAUCUGCCAUAACCUAGGAGUUUGCUACAUUUAUCUGAAGCAGUUCAAUAAGGCACAAGAUCAGCUGCACAAUGCCCUACAGCUUAACAGGCAUGAUCUGACUUACACAAUGCUGGGGAAGAUUCACUUGCUGGAGGGAGACUUGGACAAGGCCAUAGAAAUCUACAAGAAAGCAGUGGAGUUCUCACCAGAAAACACAGAACUUCUUACAACUUUAGGGUUGCUGUAUUUACAGCUUGGUGUUUACCAGAAGGCAUUUGAACAUCUUGGAAAUGCACUGACUUAUGACCCCACCAACUAUAAGGCCAUCUUGGCAGCAGGCAGCAUGAUGCAGACCCAUGGGGACUUUGAUGUUGCCCUCACCAAAUACAGAGUUGUAGCUUGUGCUGUUCCAGAAAGUCCUCCACUCUGGAAUAAUAUUGGAAUGUGUUUCUUUGGCAAGAAGAAAUAUGUGGCAGCUAUCAGCUGCCUGAAAAGAGCCAACUAUUUGGCACCCUUCGAUUGGAAGAUCCUGUAUAAUUUGGGCCUUGUCCAUUUGACCAUGCAGCAGUAUGCAUCAGCUUUCCAUUUCCUCAGUGCAGCCAUCAACUUCCAGCCAAAGAUGGGGGAGCUCUACAUGCUCUUGGCUGUGGCUCUGACCAAUCUGGAAGAUACAGAGAAUGCCAAGAGAGCCUAUGCAGAAGCAGUUCGCCUGGAUAAGUGUAACCCUUUAGUAAACCUGAACUAUGCUGUGCUGCUGUACAACCAGGGUGAGAAGAAGGAUGCCCUGGCCCAGUAUCAGGAGAUGGAAAAGAAAGUUAACUUUCUCAAGGAUAAUAGCUCUCUGGAAUUUGAUCCUGAGAUGGUGGAGAUGGCUCAGAAGUUGGGAGCUGCUCUCCAGGUAGGGGAGGCACUGGUCUGGACUAAACCAGUUAAAGAUCCCAAAUCGAAGCACCGAAUCAGUUCAACUGGAAAACCUGCUGGUUUCCAACAGCCUCUGGGCUCCAAUCAAGCUCUUGGACAGGCAAUGUCUUCAGCAGUUGCAUAUAGGAAGCUCCCUUCAGGUGUUGGUGGAACAUCCCAGCUCACAAAGCCACCAUCUCUUCCUCUGGAGCCAGAGCCCAUUGUGGAAACAUCAGAGCAAACAAGAGAAAAAUAGGAGCAGGAUGACCCUGGAGUAGGGGUUUCUGGGUGAGGAGGUACUGGACCAAGGAAUGUUAUAUGAUCAGGCAUCGUGGAGGCCAGCACUAUUCCCUGUGAGCACCACUGAAUUAGAACACAGGGUAUUACCAUGCUCACGAGGAACCUAAGGCCUGUGCAGCCCUUUAUUGGCCCGAUCCACCAGGACAUGAGGAAAAGACAGUCUAGUAGAUUAAGAUUUGGAGCAAGGCGUCGGCUGUAUGUGAAACUUAAGAGCUAGCAAGGCACACGAGCUGUUUGGUUUUAAAAGAACUUUUAUCUCCUGGUUGAUUCUCCACUUCCUUCAUGCAAGGAAAGGCUGAGAGACCUCUGUGUAGUAGCUCUGUGAUACUGAAGCCAUGGCUUAACUGGGAUGAUCUUCAGACUGUGGGGUAAUCCAUCUGCAAGGCAAACAUAAAUCUUGGAUUGAUAAUAUAGUUUUUUCACAGUCUGAAAGAAAUGAUGAAAAAAAAUGCUAAGUUGAGGCCAGACUGGUAAGUAUCCAGCUGCAUUUGCCCAAAGGGAAUUCAAUAAGUCCCUGUAUUUGGUUCUUGCAAGAGGUCAGAGUCUAGAACCAGAUCAUGUCAGAACUAGGAGCCAUGAGCUGGUCCGGUAUCAGGACCAAGGAUUUUUUAAAAAGGGAAAAACUUCUUAGCUGAUAAAUUUUAGUAUAAGACGAUCAAUGAGAAUAACCACUAACCAGAUGCUAUCAAUAUAUUAUCUAUAUGUCCUUUAUAAGAUUAUGUAUCAUUAUUCCUUUGGGGAAAGUUGUAACUCAGGUGUAAAAAUAAGAGAUCACAUUAAAAUGUUUAAAAAACUA
This is a messenger RNA of Marmota flaviventris (yellow-bellied marmot), 2405 nucleotides long. RefSeq names its product Bardet-Biedl syndrome 4 (gene Bbs4). Gene Ontology annotation, cellular component: ciliary basal body. Gene Ontology annotation, biological process: cilium assembly; protein localization to cilium. The record is from RefSeq and is a predicted model, not a curated record. Lineage: Eukaryota; Metazoa; Chordata; Mammalia; Rodentia; Sciuridae. Gene Ontology annotation, molecular function: protein binding.